Lactuca virosa is the source of this 1140-nucleotide messenger RNA. NCBI's taxonomy places the organism in Eukaryota, Viridiplantae, Streptophyta, Magnoliopsida, Asterales, Asteraceae. The record is from the annotation of a GenBank genome assembly.
AGGGAAAGGGCCGAAGGAGGAUCGAGAGACCGAACGGAGGACCGAGAAGUGUGUGAUCGAACAAAUUAUCGAUCGGAAUUUUGCAUAGCGUCGAUUGUAAUUGGGGUUUACCAUCGAUCGAAUUCUCCAUUUUCAGUUGCUGACUGAAGAAGAAGUACACGAAUCAGUAAACCAGAAGGGAGGAUGUUGCCGACCUCAUCGAAAGGGCGAAUGCCCUCUCGCCCCAAUCCAAUUCUCCCACAGUACCUCCGUAGAAUAGUCAAGUGGCAACAAAUGGAUAUUGAAUACACUUUCUGGCAAAUGCUUCAUUUAUGCACCUCACCAAAAGUUGUCUAUCAGCACACCAAGUACCAUAAACAAACAAAAAACCAGUGGGCCCGUGAUGAUCCUGCUUUUAUUGUAAUUUGUAUUCUUAUCUUGGCAGUUUCAGCUGUUGCUUAUUCUGCUGCGUAUGAUCAUAGCACUGGGCAUGCUGUUUUUGUUGUUUUAUCAGUGACAUGUGUCCAUUUUCUAUUGGCCGGAGCAAUUGUUGCUACAUUUUGCUGGUUUGUGACUAAUAAUUACCUUCGUGAAGAAACCUCACACAGUCACGUGGUAGAACAACGCGUUGAAUGGUUGUAUGCAUUUGAUGUGCACUGUAACUCCUUUUUCCCGAUGUUUAUCGUGCUUUAUGUGAUACAUUUUUUUAUAUCACCACUUCUGGUAGCACACGGAUUCGUUCCACUUCUGCUGUCAAAUCUGAUUUUUACUGUCGCCAUAUCUUACUAUCACUACCUCAACUUUUUAGGUUAUGAUGUGCUUCCGUUUUUAGAGAAGACCACUUUCUUCCUAUACCCAAUUGGCGUUGUGAUCAUUUUUACACCCAUAUUGAUUUUAAGCGGGUUUAAUCCUUCGAGAUACAUUAUGAACAUUUACUUUAGUCAAUGGUCGUGAUUUGAAUUGGAAUUUAAUGUGGAAAAUUACAUGAAAUAUUAGAAGAAAUUGAGUGGUAGUGAUGAAUCUUAAUGUAUACACAAGGGAAGCUAGGAGUUUACCUUAAACAACAAAGAGCUUUGUUUUCUUAAAUGUGUAAAUGCACCUUAUGCCAUUUUGAUUGAAAAUCUGUUGUCAUAUGAAGGUCAAUAUUGUCUUUUCACUAUG